AUGGGUUGUGGUGGAUCAAAAGAAGAUGCAGAAGCUAAACAAAGAAAUGAUGAAAUCGAAGGUCAAUUAAAACGUGAUAAAAUGUUAUUAAGAAAUGAAAUCAAGAUGUUAUUAUUAGGUGCAGGUGAAUCUGGUAAAUCAACCAUUCUGAAACAAAUGAAACUAAUUCAUGAAGGAUCAUAUACAUCAAGUGAAAGAGAAUCAUAUAAAGAAAUCGUAUUUUCAAACACAAUCCAAUCAAUGGCUGUGAUCUUAGACGCGAUGAAGAUGAUGCAAAUCCCAUUAGGUUCAGCUCAAUUAGAACCUUUGGCAGAAUUGAUUUGUUCAUUACCUCCUCAGAUUGAAGAUCAAGAUUUGAAUCCUUCGGCUGUACAUGCGAUUCGAUUACUUUGGAAUGAUCCAGGUGUACGUCAAUGUUUUGAUCGGAGUAGAGAGUAUCAGCUUAAUGAUUCAGCAGCAUAUUACUUUGAUUCGAUAGAUCGGAUUGGAAAACCAGGUUAUUUACCAAACGAUCAAGAUGUCUUGAGGUCUAGAGUCAAGACCACUGGGAUCACUGAAACAGUCUUUGUGAUUGGUGAAUUGAAGUAUCGAAUGUUUGAUGUAGGAGGUCAGAGAAGUGAAAGGAAGAAAUGGAUUCAUUGUUUCGAAAACGUCACAGCAAUCGUCUUCUUAGUAGCCGUUAGUGAAUACGAUCAAAUGUUAUAUGAAGAUGAAUCAGUCGUAAGUCCCCUCAAACCCUCCUCCUCCCAAACCUGA
This is a messenger RNA of Melampsora larici-populina 98AG31, 756 nucleotides long. RefSeq lists its product as uncharacterized. Gene Ontology annotation, biological process: G protein-coupled receptor signaling pathway. Gene Ontology annotation, cellular component: heterotrimeric G-protein complex. The transcript has 4 exons. Lineage: Eukaryota; Fungi; Basidiomycota; Pucciniomycetes; Pucciniales; Melampsoraceae. Gene Ontology annotation, molecular function: G-protein beta/gamma-subunit complex binding; GTPase activity; guanyl nucleotide binding. The coding region runs from base 1 to 756 and encodes 251 amino acids. The record is from RefSeq and is a predicted model, not a curated record.